AUGACCACAGCAUGCACGUCAAUAGAGCUGUGCUCAGUACCACUGCCUCUUCCGCAGUAUCAUCUGCUAGAGAUACCCAACGAGCUGCUUCACCUCUUUGAUCCUUCCGCCAAAACCAAGGAUGCAACCGAGUCCGCCUCGGAGCCAGCGAUAAAGAAGCGCAAGACUGGCGAUCCAACAAGACUGACAAUCAAGGGCAGAUACGAAGAUCAGGCUGUGCUCGUAGCCGACACGCAGACCCUGGCGCUACGAGCCGUGUCGCAGUCCAAUUCGUUGCUACUGUGCAACAUCGAUGCAGCACCUUGUGCAUCUGGCGAAGACGCGGGUCCCAGCAAAUCAGCACUCUACUUGCGCAGCAAUGUCACCGACACCUUGGAGCUCGCACCCGUCGUGCCCCGCUUGGAUCGUCUGCUAGGUCUGCUCAAAGCAUCCCAGUACGAAGGCGAAGAGGAGCAACAGAGACGUUCAACAGCCGCAAAGGCGAGGCCAGUGAGGAAGUACACGCUCAAGCAGCUCAAGAGCAUUGUCCAGGCAAGUCCCGCCGAGCUCGAGGCAGGAUUGGUCGUCCACCACGUGAUUGAGAUGGACGGCUACAUGCGACACAUUUCGCCUGCAUGGACCGUCUCGGCGCUGCAGAUGCUCAUCUCGCACCUCGACCUGCACGCGCUCAUCCCGGACAACGUGCCGCUCCAGGAAACCGUCGAGGCUCUCCACUCGGUGCACGGGUUACGGCCACAAGUCGUCACGGCUCUGCUGACCAAGUUCUUUGGCUCUCGCAACGCCACCGACCGGACCAGCGUUGCGCUAGACACGAAAGCGAUCGUCCACUUCCUCGGCGUACAGGCACUCAAGUCGACCGCACGCAUUGCCAUCCCUCUCAGCGACUUUACACGAACAUGGCAUGACUCGUGCCUCUCGCCUGACUUUUGCGCGCUCGCCCACCUGGACCUCCUCUCCGGCUACUACAUCCUCAAUCCUUCCCCAGCCGCCAAUGUCUCGCUCUACCCGAACCCGGCCUCCGUCAAGAUCCAGUUUUUCUCGAUGCACGAGCUGCCCACCGACCCAGCAGCGCGGUUCCAGGAUCUGUUCCUCACACGACCGUCGUGGCUCGCGGCUGAUCUGCUGCCGUUCAUCAACGACCUCGCACUCAACGAUAAGAAGAAGGACGCUCUGCUGUUGAAAUUCACACGUGCGAGCAAGACCAAGGUGCUCGACUGGGAGCUGAGCGAGGCCGACAAGAGGCAGUGGAACAAAGAGAAGAAGGUGGUUGGCGCUGAUGGGAAGGCCAAGAGCGUUUGGAGAGAUGUGGUUAUGUAUUCGGCUCGUGUCAAGUACUAG
Molecule: messenger RNA, 1338 nt
Organism: Sporisorium graminicola
Lineage: Eukaryota; Fungi; Basidiomycota; Ustilaginomycetes; Ustilaginales; Ustilaginaceae
Exons: 1
Coding region: 1-1338 (445 amino acids)
Biological process (GO): maintenance of mitotic sister chromatid cohesion; mitotic sister chromatid cohesion
Cellular component (GO): Ctf18 RFC-like complex; chromosome, centromeric region; chromatin
Source: RefSeq, a predicted model, not a curated record